AUGGUGUACGUCGAGCCCUCAGCCAUGGACUCUGAAAAGCAUCAGGUGCAAAUGAGCGACGAUGUCAAACAGCACUCGCUCAGCGCGGGUGGGGAUUAUGGCGAAGACCAGAAGCUCACCAGACGGAUUCUGUUCAAGCUAGACACAAGAAUCCUGCCCAUUCUAGCAUUACUCUUUCUCUGCUCGUUCCUCGACCGGACCAAUGUCGGUAACGCAAAAAUUCUCGGCCUCGAAGAAGACCUCAAAAUUACAAAUCAUCAGUACGACAUCGGUUUGACCAUCUACUAUCUCUUCUAUAUUCUGAGCGAGGUUCCAAGCAACCUAGUCAUCAAAAAGGUAUCACCGAAGAUAUGGCUACCAACACUCACUGCAGUCUGGGGUAUUAUUACCAUGUGUCUAGGGUUUGUGCGUAAUUUUGCGAGCUUCGCUGCGGUUCGCGCUCUGUUGGGAGUUGCAGAAGGCGGAUUGCUUCCUGGAAUGGUGCUGUAUCUUUCAUCCUUUUAUAGACGAGGCGACUUGGCUCUGAGGAUUGGUCUCUUCUAUACUGCCGCUUCGCUCUCUGGCGCAUUCGGCGGCCUUCUAGCCCGCGGUUUGAACGAAAUUGGUCCCAGAGGCGGACUAGAGGGAUGGCGCUGGAUUAUGAUUAUUGAAGGUCUAUUGACAUUCGUAUGCGCAAUCAUCAGCUAUUAUGUCCUCCCAAAUAGCCUCGAAACAACGCCAUUUCUGACCGAGGCGGAACGCAGCUAUGCUCGUGAGCGAAUCAGACUUGAGAACCCCCAUAUACAAGAGGCAAUCCCGGCCGAAGCAGAAAGUCUGGCUUGGUCGGAAGUCCGAAGAGGGCUUCUAGAGCCCCAAAUGUGGUUAUCGGCAACGGCAUACUUCGCUAUCCUAUCGGGCCUAUACUCAUUCGGUUUAUUCUUGCCAACCAUCAUUGACGAGAGCGGAUUUGCCAGCGACGCGAACCAAACCCAACUGUGGACUGUGAUACCGUACGCUGUCGCUGCUGUGCUAACGGUAUUCGUCUCCUUCCUCUCCGACCGCCUGAAACUUAGAGGUGUCGUCAUGUUAUUCUCUCUUCCCCUCGCUAUUGCUGGAUACGGCGCUAUCGCAAACAUUCAAUCGCCACAGGCAAAGUAUGGCAUGACAUUCCUCAUGGCUACAGGGAUGUACGCCAGUGUCCCGUGUAUUCUCGUCUGGAACUCUAACAACUCGGCGGGACAUUAUAAACGCGCUACCACAUCAGGGAUGCAGCUUGCUAUCGCGAACGCGGGAGGAUUUGUAGCGACUUUCAUCUAUCCCAACACAGAUAAGCCACAGUUUCACCGCGGUCACACGGUCGUUUUGGGCUUGUUGGUCUUUGCGUGGUUUAUGAUCCUACUCAAUGUUUUGUACUGUGCCAAGAUAAACAGAGACAAGAAGAAUGGCAAAUACGACAACUACGCUGGGUACAACGAUGACCGCGACCCCAAGUUCAUGAUGGUCCUGUGA
Molecule: messenger RNA, 1488 nt
Organism: Aspergillus puulaauensis
Lineage: Eukaryota; Fungi; Ascomycota; Eurotiomycetes; Eurotiales; Aspergillaceae
Product: putative MFS transporter
Exons: 11
Coding region: 1-1488 (495 amino acids)
Biological process (GO): transmembrane transport
Cellular component (GO): membrane
Molecular function (GO): transmembrane transporter activity
Source: RefSeq, a predicted model, not a curated record